Alternaria triticimaculans is the source of this 627-nucleotide messenger RNA. RefSeq lists its product as uncharacterized. The record is from RefSeq and is a predicted model, not a curated record. Bases 1 to 627 code for a protein of 208 amino acids. The transcript has a single exon. Lineage: Eukaryota; Fungi; Ascomycota; Dothideomycetes; Pleosporales; Pleosporaceae.
AUGACGGAAACAUCAGCCUUGAAGCGCGCAGCUUCCGAAGACCCCGACGUAUCGAGCGAGCCAUCUAAUGGCGUGAAGAAAGCCAAGAAAGUCGGCACUACGGACCCAACAACAUCAACAGCGGGGCUAGAGAGUAUUGGAGCUACAGAACCCGCCCCAGCUGGCACUGAACCACAUGACGAUGUCGCAUUGCAGCAGGAAUAUGCGAAAGCCAAAGACCUCGAUGAGAAGAGUGGCACCGAAGUGCAGCAACCCAGCAAAAUCGCUCCAGCACCGAUGCCUACCGAAGGACAUGACUUUAGCGAAGACGAAAAAUCAGUUUCGCCUGACGGUAGCGACGAGGACUACGAUUCAGAAGAAGACGGCGAUGACGAGCCCUACGGUCAUGGUCUUGAACGCGACCCCGACCAAGGUGGUUUGGCGAUGGCCCCCCUUUCCGCCGAAGAUGAGUUGGCGGUAGAGAUUGGACUUGCAAAACAAGAUGAUGAGUUUGAUGAGUACGUCAAAGAGCAUGGUGAGGAAGUUCUUUACGAGGAUCUAGCAAGCGACUCGGACGACAGCGAGGAAACAGCUGACCGGAAACGGGAAGAGUUGACAGAAUUGGAGAAUGAUUUGGAUGCUUAUUGA